CGUCAUGCACCACGUCAGAAGAGCCCCCGUUUUCUCGCAGGCUCCUCCACCCCAACUCCACUCCAACGAACUCCUCUGCUCUACUCAGGCUCGUCGGAAGUCGAAAGCGACAACCACGACGAUGCGUCCGCUCCGCCGCCUCGCCGUCCUCCUCGUCCUCGUCCUCCUCCCCGCGGUCGCUUGGGCCCUGGAUCCUCCCCGCUUCCCGGGGCCCCAACCCCGCGCGCGGCAGGGAGCCAAUGGGGUGGGGGGCUACGAGUACGAGACCCGGUACUUCCGGCAGCGGCUGGACCAUUUCAGCUUUCCCGGGGUCGGGGACGAGGACGAGGCGGCGGCGUUCUUCCAGCAGCGGUACCUGGUGGGCCGCGGGGGUGGGUGGGCCGGCCCCGGCGGGCCUAUCUUCUUCUACUGCGGCAACGAGGGCGACAUCGCCUGGUUCGCCGCCAACUCCGGCCUCGUCUGGGAGGCCGCCCCGCGCUUCGCCGCCCUCGUCGUCUUCGCCGAGCAUCGUUACUACGGGGAGUCCAUGCCGUUCGGGAGCAAAGCCAAGGCGUACAACAAUUCCAAGUCACUGGCGUACCUCACGGCCGAGCAGGCGAUUGCUGACUUCGCAGUGCUGCUCGCUGACCUCAAGAGGAACCUAUCCGCAGAGGGCAGCCCCGUGGUGCUCUUUGGGGGCUCAUACGGUGGAAUGCUAGCUGCUUGGAUGAGACUCAAAUAUCCACAUGUUGCUGUCGGGGCACUCGCAUCAUCAGCUCCAAUCCUGCAGUUUGAAGACAUCGUCCCUUCUACCAUAUUCUAUGAUCUCGUUUCAGAUGAUUUUCAGAGGGAAAGUUUAAGCUGCUUUCAGACAAUAAAAGACUCUUGGAGAGUAUUAGAUGAACAAGGAAACGGGCAAGAUGGUCUUCUGAAACUAAGCAAAACUUUUCACCUUUGCCAGACCCUGAAAACAAGCGGGGACCUUUCAGAUUGGUUGAGCUCAGCAUACAGUUAUCUUGGCAUGGUGGAUUACCCAAUUCCUUCAGAAUUCCUCAUGCCUUUGCCUGCAAAUCCUAUUAAAGAAGUGUGCAGGAAUAUUGACAGCCAACCUGAGGGUACUAGUAUUCUGGAACGCAUAUAUGCAGGAGUAAAUGUAUACUACAACUAUACUGGUACUGUUGACUGCUUUGAUCUGAAUGACGAUCCCCAUGGAAUGGGUGGAUGGGAUUGGCAGGCUUGUACUGAGAUGGUAAUGCCUAUGUCCUACAGUGAAAAUAGGAGCAUGUAUCCACCAUACAAAUUUAAUUACGCUUCCUAUGCUGAUAAUUGCAUCAAAAGCUAUGGUGUCAGGCCAAGGCCUCGGUGGAUUACUACCGAAUUUGGUGGGCAUAAUAUUACUAUGGUCUUGGAAAAGUUUGGUAGUAACAUCAUAUUCUUCAACGGGCUUCUAGAUCCAUGGAGCGGUGGAGGUGUCCUGAAGAAUAUAUCUGAGAGUGUCAUUGCCAUUGUGGCUCCAUUAGGAGCACAUCACAUCGAUUUGCGCCCCGCGACUCCGGAGGACCCAGACUGGCUGGUAAGCCUGAGAGAAUCAGAACUGAAGAUCAUAUCUGGCUGGUUAUCGGACUACUAUGGGGCGAGAGGGGCGCUCUUCCAGCCUGUGGCUGUCAAGGGCUCCUCAGCAUCCUAAGGAAAUUACCGUCGCUCAGAUCUAAAUACGUGGUCUCAGAAAUAAAAGGGCUCCAUCUGCAAAUGCCAAGUGCCAGCCACAACGGCUGCUGCGUCAUGAAGAAUGAAGAUCAACGCCGCUAUCGCGGGUACUGGGCUGAUGUGGGUGUCGUGCCAUAUUGUAAAUAAAGCACCUUUUUUCAAAUAACGCACUGCCACACUGCCAGUGUGCGUUUGGCGUGGCGGCGUGGGGAUAAAAGAUGACGAGCCGCCAGGGACCUGUAGGCCCGGAUGGGCCGUCAAAGUCAAACA
Messenger RNA from Panicum virgatum (switchgrass), 1956 nucleotides. Its product is annotated as lysosomal Pro-X carboxypeptidase-like. Gene Ontology annotation, molecular function: dipeptidyl-peptidase activity; serine-type exopeptidase activity. Gene Ontology annotation, biological process: proteolysis. The coding region runs from base 5 to 1666 and encodes 553 amino acids. The transcript has 10 exons. The record is from RefSeq and is a predicted model, not a curated record. NCBI's taxonomy places the organism in Eukaryota, Viridiplantae, Streptophyta, Magnoliopsida, Poales, Poaceae.